Messenger RNA from Pseudopipra pipra, 8646 nucleotides. RefSeq names its product calcium voltage-gated channel subunit alpha1 I (gene CACNA1I). Gene Ontology annotation, biological process: positive regulation of calcium ion-dependent exocytosis; calcium ion transmembrane transport; membrane depolarization during action potential. Bases 40 to 6318 code for a protein of 2092 amino acids. NCBI's taxonomy places the organism in Eukaryota, Metazoa, Chordata, Aves, Passeriformes, Pipridae. The transcript has 35 exons. Gene Ontology annotation, cellular component: voltage-gated calcium channel complex; neuron projection; voltage-gated sodium channel complex. The record is from RefSeq and is a predicted model, not a curated record. Gene Ontology annotation, molecular function: voltage-gated sodium channel activity; low voltage-gated calcium channel activity.
UUUCCUUGACUCUUUUCCACCUGGUUCGAGUGUGUCAGCAUGAUGGUGAUUUUGCUAAACUGCGUUACCCUGGGAAUGUACCAGCCAUGUGAGGAUAUGGACUGCCUUUCUGACAGGUGUAAAAUCUUGCAGGUAUUUGAUGAUUUCAUCUUCAUCUUCUUUGCCAUGGAAAUGGUCUUAAAAAUGGUUGCCCUGGGGAUCUUCGGCAAGAAGUGUUACCUUGGAGAUACCUGGAACCGCCUGGAUUUCUUCAUUGUCAUGGCUGGGAUGGUGGAGUACUCCCUGGAUCUCCAAAACAUUAAUUUGUCUGCAAUCCGUACUGUCCGUGUCCUGAGACCCCUGAAAGCUAUCAACCGUGUGCCUAGCAUGCGCAUCCUUGUGAACUUGCUCCUGGACACCUUGCCCAUGCUGGGGAACGUCCUUCUUCUCUGCUUCUUUGUCUUCUUCAUCUUCGGCAUCAUCGGGGUGCAGCUGUGGGCUGGGCUGCUCCGCAACCGCUGCUUCAUGGAGGAGAACUUCACAAUACAAGGUGACGUUGUCUUGCCCCCCUAUUACCAACCUGAGGAGGAUGAUGAGAUGCCCUUUAUCUGCUCACUGUCAGGAGACAAUGGAAUUAUGGGCUGUCAUGAAAUACCCCCACUGAAGGAGCGAGGCCAUGAGUGUUGUUUGGACAAGGAUGAUUAUUAUUACUACAAUUCAGUGCGGCAAGAGUUCAAUAUCAGUGGCAUGUGUGUCAACUGGAACCAGUACUACAACGUGUGCCGUACCGGCAACGCCAACCCGCACAAGGGUGCCAUCAACUUUGACAACAUUGGGUAUGCCUGGAUUGUGAUAUUUCAGGUGAUCACACUGGAAGGGUGGGUGGAGAUCAUGUACUAUGUGAUGGAUGCACAUUCCUUCUACAAUUUUAUCUACUUUAUCUUGUUGAUAAUCGUGGGCUCUUUCUUCAUGAUUAACCUGUGCCUGGUGGUCAUCGCCACACAGUUCUCGGAGACUAAGCAGCGGGAGCACCAGCUGAUGCAGGAGCAGAGGGCCCGGUACCUCUCCUCCAGCACUGUUGCCAGCUACAUGGAGCCGGGAGACUGCUACGAGGAGAUCUUCCAAUACGUCUGCCACAUUGUGCGCAAAGCCAAGCGCCGCACCCUUGGGCUGUACAACAGCAUCCAGAGCUGGCGCCAGGGCAACGUGGAGCCGAGUGAUGACAAACUAGGCACGAACAGGAAAAAACAGAGGCAUUACAGACUUUGCCAGCAGCACAACUCUCUUGGCUGCCCUCCUCCAGGCUUGGUCCAGCCUGUUGCUGUGACAGCAACCUCAGAUCUCACCAACUGCCCACGAUGCCAUAGCGAGGAGCACGAAGCAUCCAGGAGGCUCUCUGUCCUGGAUAGUACUUAUUCAGACCAGGAGGAUGGAGGAGCCAAUGAAGGGGAAGGAGAGGGCAGCAGAGAGGACCAGGGUGCCUCGGCACUGGAGAAAGAGGAGGAGGUGGAAGAAGGAGGGCGGUUGAAGCUCUGCAGUGACAUGUGGCGAGAAGUGAGGGUCAAGCUCCGAGUGAUUGUGGACAGCAAGUAUUUCAACCGUGGGAUCAUGAUUGCAAUCCUAGUGAACACUAUCAGCAUGGGCAUCGAGCACCAUGAACAGCCAGAGGAAUUGACCAACAUCUUGGAAAUCAGCAAUGUGGUCUUUACAAGCAUGUUUGCUCUGGAGAUGAUCCUGAAACUUGCUGCUUUUGGUCUCUUUGAUUACCUUCGCAACCCCUACAACAUCUUCGACAGUAUCAUCGUCAUCAUCAGCAUUUGGGAGAUCAUCGGCCAGUCAGAUGGAGGCCUCUCUGUGCUGAGGACUUUCCGACUCCUUCGGGUCCUGAAGCUGGUGCGUUUCAUGCCUGCGCUGCGCCGCCAGCUUGUGGUGCUGAUGAAGACUAUGGACAACGUAGCCACGUUCUGCAUGCUCCUCAUGCUCUUCAUCUUUAUAUUCAGCAUCCUAGGAAUGCACAUCUUUGGUUGCAAGUUCAGCCUCAGGACAGACACAGGAGAUACAGUUCCUGACCGAAAGAAUUUUGACUCCCUACUUUGGGCCAUCGUCACUGUCUUCCAGAUCUUAACCCAGGAGGACUGGAAUGUCGUACUCUAUAAUGGCAUGGCCUCCACCUCACCAUGGGCUUCCCUCUACUUUGUGGCUCUCAUGACAUUUGGCAAUUAUGUACUUUUCAAUCUGCUGGUGGCCAUUCUCGUGGAGGGGUUCCAGGCUGAGGGUGAUGCCAACCGGUCAUACUCAGAGGAAGACCAGAGUUCAUCAAAUGUGGAGGAGUUUGAUCAGUUUCAAGAGGUCCAGGAAGGCCCAGAUCCCAAGCUCUGUGCAAUUCCUGUAACACCUAAUGGACACUUGGACCCAUCCUUGCCCUCUUCCAACCCACCGGUGGCUGCUGGGGGCGUCACCAAUUCUUCACGCAACUCCCUGCAACUUGACCAGAUCCUUGUUGCUGUUGGAUCCCGGAAGAGUAGUGUGAUGUCCCUGGGGAGAAUGACCCAUGACCAGCGGUCCUUGUCCAGUUCCCGCAGCUCCCACUAUGGUGCCUGGGGCCGCAGUGGAGCCUGGGGGAGCCGUCGCUCCAGCUGGAACAGCCUGGCCCGGGGACACAGCCUGAAACACAAACAUCCCUCAGCCGAGCAUGAGUCCCUCCUGCCUGGGGAAACUCACAGGGCAGCACAUGGGGAGACGGAUGGGACAGGAAGGGUAUUUCAUCACCGCCGGACACUCUCUCUGGAUAAUAAAGGCUCCUGUGACCUGCUGGAGUUGGCCUCGGUCCCAUCCGGCCACAGAGUGACCCAUAAGCUGGGAGCACUGCCUGGAGCCAGCGAGCAUCAGGACUGCAAUGGCAAAAUGCCCAGUAUUGUCAAGGAGAUCUUCCCAAAGAUGAACAAUCGCAAGGAGCGGGGAGAGGAUGAUGAAGAGAUAGAUUAUAGUCUGUGCUUUCGCAUCCAGAAGAUGAUGGAAGUCUAUAAGCCAGACUGGUGUGAGUUACGGGAAGACUGGUCCAUAUAUCUCUUCUCUCCACAAAACAGGUUUCGCCUCCUCUGCCAAACCAUCAUUGCUCACAAGCUCUUUGACCAUGUUGUGCUGGCCUUCAUCUUCCUGAACUGCAUCACAAUUGCCCUGGAGAGACCGCAGAUUGAGCACAGAAGCACGGAGAGGAUCUUUCUCACUGUGUCCAACUACAUUUUCACAGCAAUUUUUGUAGCUGAGAUGACACUGAAGGUAGUCUCUCUAGGCCUGUAUUUUGGGGACCAGGCUUAUCUCCGCAGCAGUUGGAACAUCUUGGAUGGCUUCUUGGUCUUCGUUUCUCUCAUUGACAUUGUGGUCUCAGUGGCCUCUGCUGGUGGUGCCAAAAUCCUCGGGGUGCUACGAGUUCUCCGGCUGCUGCGCACCUUACGUCCCCUCCGAGUCAUCAGUAGAGCCCCUGGCCUGAAGCUGGUGGUGGAGACACUCAUUUCUUCCCUCAAGCCCAUUGGAAACAUUGUCCUCAUCUGCUGUGCUUUCUUCAUCAUCUUUGGCAUCCUGGGUGUGCAGCUCUUCAAGGGCAAGUUCUACCACUGCCUGGGAGUCGACAUCAGGAACAUCACCAACCGGUCCGACUGCAUGGCCGCCAACUACAAGUGGGUACACCACAAGUAUAACUUCGACAACCUGGGACAGGCUCUGAUGUCCCUCUUUGUUCUGGCUUCCAAGGAUGGCUGGGUCAAUAUUAUGUAUAAUGGACUAGAUGCUGUAGCUGUUGACCAGCAGCCAGUGACCAACAACAACCCCUGGAUGCUACUCUACUUCAUCUCCUUCCUCCUCAUUGUCAGCUUCUUUGUGCUCAACAUGUUCGUGGGGGUGGUGGUGGAGAACUUCCACAAGUGCCGGCAGCACCAGGAGGCUGAGGAGGCGCGCCGGCGGGAGGAGAAGCGCUUGCGACGCUUGGAGAAGAAGCGAAGGAAGGCACAGCGUUUGCCGUACUAUGCUACCUACUGCCCCAUACGCCUCCUUAUUCAUUCGGUCUGCACCAGCCACUAUCUGGACAUCUUCAUCACUUUCAUCAUCUGCCUCAACGUGGUCACUAUGUCCUUGGAGCACUACAACCAACCUGUGUCCCUGGAGACCGCCCUCAAGUACUGCAACUACCUGUUCACCACUGUCUUUGUGUUUGAGGCAGUCCUCAAGCUGGUGGCAUUUGGUCUGCGACGAUUCUUCAAAGACAGGUGGAACCAGCUGGAUCUGGCCAUUGUGCUGCUGUCUGUCAUGGGCAUCACACUGGAAGAGAUUGAAAUCAAUGCUGCUCUCCCAAUUAACCCCACUAUCAUCCGGAUCAUGAGGGUGCUGCGUAUCGCCCGGGUCCUGAAGCUACUGAAGAUGGCCACAGGAAUGCGAGCGCUGCUGGAUACUGUUGUUCAAGCCCUGCCACAGGUGGGAAACCUUGGACUUCUUUUCAUGCUCCUCUUUUUCAUCUACGCUGCUCUAGGAGUGGAGCUCUUUGGAAAACUGGUAUGCAAUGACGAGAACCCCUGUGAGGGCAUGAGCCGCCAUGCCACCUUUGAGAACUUCGGGAUGGCCUUCCUCACACUUUUCCAGGUGUCCACAGGUGACAACUGGAAUGGGAUCAUGAAGGAUACUUUGCGUGACUGCAGCCACGAUGACCGGAGCUGCCUCAGCAACCUGCAGUUCAUCUCCCCACUGUACUUUGUCAGCUUUGUGCUCACAGCCCAGUUUGUCCUCAUCAAUGUGGUGGUAGCCGUGCUCAUGAAACAUCUCGACGACAGCAACAAAGAGGCCCAGGAGGAUGCAGAGAUGGAUGCUGAGCUUGAGCUGGAAAUUGCUCAUGGGCUGUGCUCCCGCAAGUCAGGCUCUCCAAAUUCAGGACAGGGAAAAGGAGCAGGAACAGGAGGAGAUGGUGGUAGAACAGAUCCUGAAGGACAUCUGUGCACGAGAUGUUACUCUCCAGCCCAGGAGAACUUAUGGCUGGACAGUGUCUCUUUAAUUAUUAAGGACUCCUUCGACGGGGAGUUAAUGAUCAUCGAUAACCUAUCGGGCUCCGUCUUCCACCAUUACUCCUCGCCGGCCAUGUGCGAGAAGUGUAACCAUGACAAGCAAGAGGUCCAGCUGGCUGAAAUGGAAGGAUUAUCUCUCAACUCAGACAAGUCCUCUUCCAUCCUUCUAGGAGAUGAGUCAGACAAUCGAAACACUUCUCAGCUGAGUCCCAAGCAGAUCAAGCAGGAUGGCCAGGACAGCCCUGACUCCAGUGGGGCAGACAAUCUUGGGGAAUGCCUGCUCCCAAUAUCCAGUGAGGAUGGCUCUACAAACCCUGACAGUUACCUGUGUGAAACGGAGAAUACUCCCUUAAACUCAGUCCAGUCUUGGCUAAAGCAUGAAAGUACCAAAGUCCCUCCUAGCCCCUUCCCUCCAGGUGCAUCUUGCCCUCUGUUACCUGUACCAGCAGAAUUUUUCCACCCAGCCAUGUCUGCCACCCAGACAGGGCCUGAGAAGGUCUCGAGUCCACACAACCUUCCUAAGAUCUCUCUGCAAGGCUCAUGGGCAUCACUGAGAUCUCCGAGUGUGAACUGUUCGCUUCUUCAUCAGCCGCCUGAGAGUGAUACCUCACUGGACAGCCGGAGCAGCAGCUCAGCAGGCAGCCUGCAGACCACGCUGGAGGACAGCCUCAAUCUCAGCGACUCUCCCCAGUGCACCCUGGAUCUCCCGGUGGCUCUGUGUCCCAUGCCAGCUGCGGACAGCCAAAGACCCCUGGCAGCUCCCCUCUCCCCUGCCUCCCGCCGCCGGAGCCUGCGGGGCCGGGGGCUCUUCAACCUGCGAAGUAUGUGUCGUCAUCAGCGCAGCCACAGCAGCGGCGGGAGCACCAGUCCCGGCUGCACUCACCAUGACUCCAUGGACCCCUCUGAUGAGGAGGGGGCGGGCAGCAGCCUGCGGGGGGGUGGCAACAACAGCGAGCCCUCGGAGACCCUCAGCAGCCUCUCGCUGACCUCCCUCUUCUCGCCCCCGCCACCAGGGCUGACCGUGGUGAAGAAGUGCAGCAGCACCAGCAGCCUCCACGCCAGCCCCUCGCCCCGCCGCCCCGCCACCCACCACGCCAAGCCCUUCUACACCGUUGACCCCCGGGGCUUCCUCUCGAUGCCCUCCUGGGUGACGGACUUCUGCAAGGACACCCCCUCGCCCAGGGAAGGAGAGGAGUCAGACGGCCCCGGCAGACUGAGGGCAGGGGACCGCAGCUCCCCGCUCCCUUCUGAGCUGGAGCUGGGCGAUGGUGUCAGCAAGAGAAACAGAUGAGGGUCCCUGAGGUGCAGGGAGGGAGCAUUCGGCCGCUGGCAUGGGGAGCAUAUUUCACUAGCUUCUCUCCAGCAGCAAUUCCAAAGGAUUUGCAAGAAAAAGAAACAAGCAAACAAAAAUUUAUAAAUAUAUAUAUACGUAAAUAUAUAUAUAUAUUUUAUAUAUAUAUAUAUAUAUAAUAAAUACUCUGAUACCGUACCUCAGAGGCGUGGGAGAGUGCAAGCAAUACGGGAAUGGUCCUGCCUAAGGGCAAGACCUGGACCAUCACCACAGAGACUAUAGUGACAAGAAAAGGCCGUGGGGCUUGUAGGGACAGGCCCCUCCAGCCAGGUGACUGCCACGUGGCAGCUGUUUAGUUAUAUACAUAUACAUAUAUAGAGAAAUUGAUUUAUUUAUUUUUUUUACCAAGAGAUUAAGAAUUUCAGAAAGUACUAAGGAGGAACAAGCGAAGGGGGGCUGAAGGAGCUGCUACACUAAACAGGCAGGGUGGGGGUGAAGGGAAGGGAAGGAAAGCAGGGUGAGCAGCAAGGGAAGAGCUUGCCUUGCCUGUUUUCUGGGAACUUCCUUAUUGUCCAUGCUUCCGUUUCAAAUGUUAAAAAUUGUGGGCCAGAUCUUCAUGGCAAGUGUAAAUUGGCAAAACAUGAUUGUGUGCUAUUGGUGUAAAGCAGCAGAGCUCUGGCUCGAGGUGGAUUCACGCUGAUUUACAGCAGGUGAAAAUCUGGCCCCAGCAGCAGGGAAAAGCAAACAGCCAUGGAGCACGGGAAACAUUUUGAGGUGAAAAGCCUCACUUUGAAAGGAAUGUGUGAACACAGCAGGCAUGAUCAUGGGAGGAGGGGAUGGAGGCUACAUGGCGUAUUUUUGUUGUUGUUUUGUUGGGUUUGUCUUUUUCAUUUUCCAAAGAAAGAAAACUGCUAAGGGAAAAAAUUACAAGACUCAUGGAGAAAUUUGAAGUGGGAGAGGCAGAAUGGAAGGAAGGUGGGAGGUAAAAAGGGGAGAGCAAAUUGAACUUUUCCUCCUUUCAUUUACAGUAAUUGUGAUUUCCUUUUUUAGAAGCCCAAAGGUGCAAAAAUCAACCCUAGAAAAACUUAUCUGUUAUUUUUGUAUCUAUAGCUAUAUAUAUUAAAAGCAAACAAAAACUAGAAUAUUAAAAAAUACAUAAAAGCAAAGGGGGCUUCAACAACACAAAACUCAGUCAGUUCCCUGGCCGAGGGCUAACCCUGUUCCAAGUUCUAGUGGGAAGACCCAACAAGGACAGUCUCAACUCAGUGGUGACUCUGCCUCCUAUCCAGCAUCAUCCUUUGCAUCAGUGUAGCUGGGACCAGCUGUCACUGCCAACUGUGGACAUGGAGAGCAUGGAAUACUGAUGGGUGUGGGGGGGUGUGUGCAUACAAUUGUAAGGGUGUUUAUGUACAUUCUGUCCAGGCUGACUGGCUCACCAGCUGGAGAGACGGGUGAGAGGGACAAGGAGAACUGCAUCUCUCCUUGUCUCUGCCUUGCAUGGCAGUGUGAGUGGAGAGAGCUACACUGUGGAGGGCGAGGGCAGAUCAACUCCUCUAACCAUGACCUGCCUCAGGAUCCAGGAUGCAAUCCAGUGAACACAAUCCUUUCCCAAUGUGGUUGGAGCAAGGCCUCUAGAGGCUGCGUCCCUCCUUGCUUUUCCAGAGGUAUAACUGUACAAAUCUCCUUCCUAGCAGGGCCAACCUGGAUCUCCUCCUGCAGCAAUGUCAAGGUUUUGUACCCUUUCCAGAUUUGCAGGUGGAUAGGAAAACCAGCCACUUGAGGGGGACAAGGAAUUUCAGACAUCAUCUGCCACCCCAGCAAAGUUCCACUAAGGUGUGUCAGAGAAGGUGGAGUGGGAAGGGCAGCGGGGAGAAGCCAGCCACCCAAUGGAGAUGUGAAGGUUUGGAGGCUGGUGCACUGAGAAGGAGCAGGGCUCCCUCAGGGCUUCCUGUCCCAUUUUUUCCAUCAGAACAAGAGGGCCCCUGCAGCCCUCACAGAGGUCUCCCAGCUGGCAUACGAAGCAUUGUGAAGUGGGCGGCACAAAACAGAUGUUCUGGUAUUAUUGUGACCCAUCUGACUUUAAAGCAGCUGCUGCAUCUUACAAACCAGGGCUGUAAACAGUGAGCACAACAAAUGGGACCAACAGCCAGGAAAAGGAUAAUUACUGUGUGAACUUAAUUUAUUUGCUGGAAGGAGUGUUUGCUAUGUUGCAAGUGUGCAUGCUGACUGCAGGGAGGUCAGACCUGUAAGGAGAGGAGAGCCUGGGUCCUUGUCCUUGCAGAAAGGAUGCAAAUCUAGUUUUAUUAAAGCAAUAAUAAGGGUUUUAAA